Diversispora eburnea is the source of this 1500-nucleotide messenger RNA. The record is from the annotation of a GenBank genome assembly. NCBI's taxonomy places the organism in Eukaryota, Fungi, Glomeromycota, Glomeromycetes, Diversisporales, Diversisporaceae.
AUGAGUCAACCUCCACCUCCUUCAGGAACAUAUUUCCCAGUUCCAGACCCUGAGUAUGCAACUUCACAUUCUCAACCACCCACAUAUGAAUAUUCCCAAGGGCCUGUUGAUAGUAAAGUAGGAAAAAAAUGGAACCCAAAGCCAAAAUAUCAAGAUUUAUGGGCCGCAAUAUUGUUUUUUAUUCAUUUUGUUGGAUUUGUUGUUCUUAGUUACAUUGGAAUAAAGGAACUCGUGACAAAUAAUGAAAUAAACAAUAGUAAUUCCAAUAUUAAUUUGGAUUCCAAAACUAUAUCAUUACUGGUUGUUUCUGGUGUUCUUGGAUUUUUUUUAAGUCUUAUCUAUAUGAUCUUUGCGCAACGGUUUCCCAAACCAUUAAUCAAAAUUACUUUAUAUCUUUCAAUCCUUACUUAUUUCAUUGUGGCGGCCAUCUACGUUUAUUAUAAACAAUAUGUACUGGCUAUUCUAUUUGGUGUAUUUGGAAUAUUGUAUUUAAUAUGUGCAUUUACUUGGAGAGAUCGAAUUCCUUUUGCAGCCAUAAUGUUAGAAACUGUAAUAAGUAUUACUAAAAAGUAUUAUGGUACAAUUAUAAUGGGAUUCGUAGGUUUAAUAUUACAAGUAGCAUGGUCUGUGUGGUGGGCAGUGAGUAUAAUUGGAGCAUAUCAAUAUUUUUAUGCCAAAGCUGAAUGUCAAACUACGACCCAAAAUGGUCAAUCGACAACGUCAUGCAAUAAUAUUUCACCUGUUUAUAUAGUUUUAGUAUUUAUGGUGUUUAGUUUCUAUUGGACAAGUCAAGUCAUCAAAACUCUGGUUCAUGUUACCGAUUCUGGGGUUUACGCUGCAUAUUAUUUCCUUGAAGGUACAAUUCAAGGAAUUGGUUCAGCUCCCACCAUUAGCUCAUUGAAACGUGCCUGUACUACUUCUUUUGGUAGUAUUUGUUUCGGGAGUUUGAUUAUUGCAUUAAUCAAUACCGUAAGAGUUAUUCUUCGUACUCUUGCAGAAAAUGAUGAAGGUGCUUUGGGUUUUAUCGCUGCAUGUUUUGCUUGUUUAUUAGCAUGCAUUGAACCUCUGGUUGAAUAUUUCAAUCGUUAUGCUUAUGUUGAAGUUGCCAUAUAUGGUAAAUCAUAUUGUCGUGCUGCCAAAGACACCUGGGCUUUAAUUAAAGAUCGUGGUGUUGAAGCUAUUAUAAAUGAUAAUCUUAUUGGAAACGUUUUGGUGAUGGGUGCUUUCUUUAUUGGCGUUCUUUGCGCAUUAUUUGGAUUCGGUUACAUCAAAAUUGUUAAACCCGAUUUUAUAGAUAAUAAUAAUUUAAUAUUACUAUUUGUCAUAAUUUGCUUCUUACUUGGAUUUAUGAUGAUGGUUGUCGUAACGGAUGCAAUUGAUUCUGGAGUUACAACUACAUUUGUUGCGUUAGCAGAAGAUCCAGAAGCAUUAAGACGAACUAAACCAGAAUUAUUUGAACGUAUUCGCCAAAGAUGGCCUCGUGUUGUUCAGGGAAUUUAA